This is a messenger RNA of Colletotrichum karsti, 1071 nucleotides long. RefSeq lists its product as uncharacterized. The transcript has 2 exons. Gene Ontology annotation, cellular component: cytoplasm. The record is from RefSeq and is a predicted model, not a curated record. Gene Ontology annotation, molecular function: nucleotide binding; oxidoreductase activity. Bases 1 to 1071 code for a protein of 356 amino acids. Gene Ontology annotation, biological process: NADPH regeneration. Lineage: Eukaryota; Fungi; Ascomycota; Sordariomycetes; Glomerellales; Glomerellaceae.
AUGUCAACACAGAAGCUGAGAGUAGGCGUCGCCGGCCUCGGGCGCAUGGGCAAACGCCACGCCCUGAACUUCCACCAGAACGUCCCCCGCGCGACCCUCGUCGCCGUCUCCUCCCCGGACGCCGCCGAGCGCCAAUGGGCCUCCGAGAACCUCGCCCCCCAUGGCGUCGCCGUCUACGAGUCCUACGACGGCAUGGUCGCGCACAAGGGCCUCGAGGCCGUCUGCGUCGCCUCCGCGACCGCGGUACACGCCGAGCAGGCCAUCAAGGCCAUCGAGGCGGGGAAGCACGUCCUGUGUGAGAAGCCGCUGGGCACGACGGUCGAAGUGUCCCAAACAGUCGUCGACGCAGCCGCCAAACGGCCCGAUCUCAAGGUGAUGUGCGGUUUCUCCCGCCGCUUCGACGCCUCCUACCGCGACGCCCACGCCAAGAUGCAACAAGGCCUCAUCGGCCGCCCCGCCGUGCUGCGCAGCCAGACGUGUGACGUGCUGGACCCGACGGGCUUCUUCGUCGCCUACGCGCAGUUCUCCGGCGGCAUCUUUGUGGACUGCAGCAUCCACGACAUCGACCUCGCGCUGUGGUUCUUCGACGAGGAGAAGUCAAAGGUCAAGUCGGUGCACGCGGUGGGCAUCACGGCAGUCGAGCCGGACCUGCGCAAGCACAACGACCGCGACAACGCCGUCGGCACGGUCGAGUUCUACGAUGGUCGCAUCGCGUAUCUGUAUGCUUCGCGCAUGAUGGCUGCUGGCCAGGAGGAUUCGACAGAGGUCAUCGGUACCAAGGGGAAGCUGACGGUGAAUAUUCUCCCGGCGGAGAACCACGUGCGCAUUUACCAGCCUGGAGGAAUCCGGCAGGAGCUGCCGCAGACGUACUGGGAUAGGUUCAGGGCGGCUUUCACGACGGAGGCCAUCGAGUUCACCGAGAGCGUGCUGGAGGAUAAGCCUGUGCCGGUCAAGCUGACGACUGCUGUGGCGGCUGUCAAGAUUGGCGCUGCUCUGCAAGAGUCGAUGAUUAAGGGACAGAAAAUCUGGUUUGACGAGAACGGAAACCGUACUGAAAGAGCUCAGUUGUAA